Colletotrichum graminicola M1.001 is the source of this 987-nucleotide messenger RNA. RefSeq lists its product as uncharacterized. The record is from RefSeq and is a predicted model, not a curated record. Bases 1 to 987 code for a protein of 328 amino acids. The transcript is spliced from 2 exons. NCBI's taxonomy places the organism in Eukaryota, Fungi, Ascomycota, Sordariomycetes, Glomerellales, Glomerellaceae.
AUGGAGUAUGAUAAACCACAGUAUUGGCAAGAACUCACCACACUAACGCUUCAAAACUAUGGGAGGAGUGGUACAUACGGGGUAAAAACUGCUCUAUCGAUCGCAAAACAAGCCGAUGUGACUUCUAUAGAGCGGAUCCUUGUCGACACCAGCGAACCCGUCUGGCUCGCCUACUACGCGGCAAAGAAAAAGAUAUCAUCACAACACGGGUUCAGAGGUCAGGCCAAACUCAAGGAUUCCCUCGACAGACUCGAGCAAGGGCCUACCGAAUCCAAGUGUGCCUUCGCAAGGCAGCUCGCCUCGUCAAUGGAAGCUGAAAAAGACAAUGGCACAACUCAACCUGCUAAACGACGUCGCGUCACGAAUCACGCGGCAGCUGCUGUGUCAUCAUUUACAAUGUCAAGUAACUCCAAUCCGGAAUACAGCGACUCAGAACAUAUAUCGGCAGUCUCUGGGAGGAACGUAUAUGUUGGAGCUCCACUCAAGCAAGCCGAGGAACUGAUCAAUGACCAGUUCUGGGACUCGAUCGAAAGGAUAGAGAGCAAGGAGCACCCUGGUACAUGGUUCGCCGACAUGUCGAUGAUAUUCCAACAAGGACACAUCCGAGACCGUUUCGGAUGUCAGAUGGAAAUCGGAAUCACGGAGGAAAAGGUAGCAGACCUUGCGCUCGAGUACUUUGGCGUGAAGGUGGAAAUCAAGGAUGGCGUCAGAUCAGUGCGCAUUCCAGGGGGUUGCAAAAUAGAGCCUGACCCAUCGAUUACACUGCGGGGCUGUCGGCGAGAUCUCACCGGUCUGUUUCGGAUUGGGCGCGAUUUGCUCCAAGCCGCAUAUACAUCUCCUAUCUACCAGCUUGAGGACGCCAAAGGGCUCAACCACACGGAGGGCGUUUCGAUGGCGAUAUCAGGCCACGCAAAGGAGAGUGCUAAGCUCAAAGUGUUCUUGGGAGAGUGGUAUGCGUCGACAGUUAAGAAGAAAUUCUAUGGUUAA